This is a messenger RNA of Microdochium trichocladiopsis, 754 nucleotides long. RefSeq lists its product as uncharacterized. NCBI's taxonomy places the organism in Eukaryota, Fungi, Ascomycota, Sordariomycetes, Xylariales, Microdochiaceae. The record is from RefSeq and is a predicted model, not a curated record. The transcript has a single exon. The coding region runs from base 122 to 670 and encodes 182 amino acids.
CUCCGAGAUCACCUCCGUCGCGUCCACCACGAACAGCAUCGCCCGACGCGUAGUAGGAAACGAAAAGCCGCAGCCCAGGGACCUGACCCAGCCUUAGGUACAUCGUCAGAAUCGAGCUGGGAUGAAUGGGAAAGGCACCGCGAAUCUCUGCGGCGGACAAUCGCGAGCCUCAACCCACCUGGCGAUGUGGAGAACCAGCGCCUUCUCGACGAAAGUCAGGGUCAUCUUCGUGCCAUGCGCGCGGUCUAUCUUGACGCAAGUCAAGGGGAAGCAGAAAGACGAGGAUUGGGGCCUGAUAUUGGUGUCGAAUGACGCCAUUUGCGCAAGGACGUCAUUGCAGUCCAGUAAAUCAUCGCUUCCUGGGAGAAUGCAAAUUAGUCCUUGUAGGGUGAACCUACGCGUAGUAUAUACAGGCUCUGGCUUUUUGUUUCUGGCAGGUGAGCGGCAUGACGCUUUCCCCGUGCGGCUUCUGGCUACCAAGGACAUCAUCAUCCCGAUCCCUGCACUACCGCGGUUUCCUGCCGCCAACCACGAUUUCUCACUUCGAUGUUUGCCGACAUCCCACGGAGCGGCUAUCUUGGUAGCCCUCCUGGGCCCAUCAGACGGUACCGGUGAGAGGCGCUCACUUCGUGUAGGUGAGGAGUAUCAAGUCAAGCUCUCCUCGGCCUGACCAGGACCUAGGUUCGUAUCAUUGUAUAGUACUCGUCUCGCCCGUGGAUGGCGACCAUGGUACCAGUCUCCCAUCCGCAGGAUC